This is a messenger RNA of Rhincodon typus (whale shark), 2989 nucleotides long. It is a transcript of the gene serpina10b, whose product is annotated as serpin peptidase inhibitor, clade A (alpha-1 antiproteinase, antitrypsin), member 10b. The transcript is spliced from 11 exons. NCBI's taxonomy places the organism in Eukaryota, Metazoa, Chordata, Chondrichthyes, Orectolobiformes, Rhincodontidae. The record is from RefSeq and is a predicted model, not a curated record. The coding region runs from base 1 to 2775 and encodes 924 amino acids. Gene Ontology annotation, biological process: negative regulation of endopeptidase activity. Gene Ontology annotation, molecular function: serine-type endopeptidase inhibitor activity.
AUGUACAGAGAAACCAGUGUAGGCCAGAACACUUGGGUAGAAGGAAUCAGAUCAGAGUCCAGUUUCGAUAGGACAGCAAACGGGCAGUGGGCACUCCUGCAGAACACAUAUGAGCAAGGAGAAAGGCUAAAGAUGGAGAAGCUGAUCCCAGUUGCUUUGCUCCUAGUCACUGUGUUUGACAGUGGAGUAGUCAGUCUUGCUGAAGAAUCUGCCGUACCAAAUGAAAACAAUCCAGUAUCACAAUUGUCUGUGCUCAGACUUUCAGCUGCAAAUAUAGAUUUUGCCUUACGUCUCUACAGACAGAUUGCCUCUCAGCCACGCUCAAUUUCCAAGAAUAUUUUCUUCUCUCCUAUUAGUGUCUCUGCAGCACUUAGCAUGCUAUCUUUGGGUGCAAGAGAUAACACAUGCAAUCAGCUUCUACAGGUUCUUGGGCACAGGAAUAUGUCCCAAAAUGAUGCAGUGGAAGUGCAUGAAGCAUACAAAUACCUCCUGCAAAAGCUAACCAGAGAAAAUAGUGAACUGCAUUUAACAAUGGGUAAUUCUUUGCACAUCCAGCAGGAAUUUGUUGUUAAACAGAAAUUCCUUGAGAAUGCAAAGCAGUUUUAUAAGACAGAGGUAAGGAGUGUUAAUUUCAAAGAUCCAGAGAUUGCAAAAGGACAGAUCAAUACUUACAUAAACAAGAAAACAUCUGGUGAAAUUCAAGAUUUCGUUAAAACCCUUGAUCCAUCAACUGUGAUGAUGCUUCUCAAUUAUGUCUUGUUCAAAGGUAGUUGGAUGAAACCUUUUGAUCCCAAAGCAACUUACGAAGCUGACUUCCAUGUGGAUAACACAACAACAGUGAAAGUUCAAAUGAUGCAGAGGAGGGGGUUAUACCACUCUGGUUAUGAUCAGCAACUUUCCAGUCAUGUGGUUAGGGUUCCAUAUAUUGGAAAUGCAUCCUUGGUGCUGAUUCUACCAGCCCCAGGAAAAUUGGCAGAAGUUGAACAAACUCUGACCAUUAGCAAUUUCCAAAAAUUUUUUCAUUCGUUGUGGCCUAGGUCUACAUCUCUGCAUCUUCCAAAGUUAUUACUGAAGGAAUCCUACCAGCUCAAAGACUUGCUGAAGUCUAUGGGUAUUGUGGAUGUAUUCACAGAAAACUCAAACCUUUCUGGAAUAUCUGAAACUGCACCUCUAAAAGUAUCUAAGGUGACUCAUGAGGCAGUGCUGGAUAUUGAUGAAACAGGAACAAAAGCCACAGCUAUUACAGGAAUUGAAGUACUGCCAUUUUCUGUUCCUUCUGUGUUUGUAUUUAACAGGCCUUUCUUCCUAUUAAUUGCUGACCACACUGUUAAGAGUGUCCUGUUUGCAGGAAGGGUAGUGAACCCCACUAUUACUGAGACGCCAGAUCACCAGCAACCUCCUAACAGACGUGAUCUUGGAGAGACUGCAGGAUUGGAUUUUGCUUUUGGAUUUUUGCAAUGGCAACUACACAAGAAAAAAAUGAAAGUGGAAAUUUUUAUCCUACUGAUAAGUGGUGAAUUAAUGAUCACUGCGAUGGCACAGCAGCACCAAUGUAGCAAGCUACAGCAGCCCCGGAAUUUUAGUUCAGAUUCAGAACAUGACGUUGAAGUCAUACUUUUACCAGAAGCACCAGAAUCAGUCCCUGAUAUGCAAACAAUCUAUACCUUGGCGGAAAAGAACAGGGAAUUUGGUUUUAACCUCUACAGGAAAAUAGCAAACCUACAUGAAGUCAAUGUGUUCUUUUCACCUAUGACCGUCUCCACAAUCUUUGCCAUGAUAUCCCUUGGUGCUAAACAUGUUACAUAUGAUGACAUACUCCGAGGCCUAAACGUAAAAGAUUUGAUCAAAACUGACAACCCAUACCUAUUGCACACAUUGUAUCAGUGGCUUCACUGCAAUUUUAGCAGCAACAAAGAUCUUCAUAUCUCAGGGGGAAUUUCUUUGUUUGUACAAGAUGACAUUCACUUGAAACCAACAUUCAUCAAUGAUGCUUCUUAUUUUUAUAAUGCUGAUAUAACUCCCGUAGAUUUUCAAGAUACAGCCAACACCACAGACAUCAUUAAUCAAUAUAUUGACAAUAGAACAAAUGGAAAAAUCAACAGGUUGCUUGUUUCUGUGGAUAGCAAAACCAAACUUAUGUUUAUUAAUUACAUCUUAUUCAAAGGGAAGUGGAUGGCUCCUUUUGAUCCAAAUGCCACCAUGGAUGGGACAUUCUAUAUAAAUGCAUAUACCAGAAUCAAAGUUCCAAUGAUGUUCAAAGAGGACACAUUUUUCUUAACACAUGAUGAAAGAAAUUCUUGUAUAAUCCUGAAGAUUCCAUACCAAGGAAGUGCAAAUAUGUUGGUGGUGAUACCAAAGAAUGGAGAAUACCUACAUGUGGAAGAUGAGCUAACAACAGAAUUAAUUGCCGAGUGGAUCAAAGCACUGAAACCUAAGAAAAUAGAAUUAUAUUUUCCAAAAUUUAAAUUGGACAAGUCGUAUAACAUGGAAAGGAAGCUGAGACAACUGGGAAUUAUAAAACCCUUCACAAACACUGCCAAUUUUUCUGAAAUCUCUUCAUCUCACCAUCUGAAGAUUUCCAAGGUUAUUCACAAAGCAGUGAUUGACGUGGAUGAGAGAGGAACAGAAGCGGCAGCAGUCACCAGUGUUGCAGCAGUGCCUUAUUCACUUCCAACUAUGAUAAAAGUGGACCACCCUUUUGUUUUCAUGAUAUAUGAAGAAAUAACAAACAUGCUACUGUUUAUAGGAAGGGUGAAAGAUCCCACCAAGAGUUAAUGUUCUGGUGAAAUUAUUGUUUUUGAAUUGAUUUUUGGUUUGUAAAUUAGGCAUUACAAUAAUGAUGUUGAAAGGAUUAGCAAUAUUGUGUGUCGUCUAUAACAAUAUAGAAAAUAGAAUAAUCAAGUUGAUUCAAUUUUUCACAUUUGGAAACAUUUGAUAACUAUGUUUAAUAUUUAAAAGCAUUGAAAUAAAGGAGUCCUUUUCUCAAAAA